GUACGCUCUGAGCCGGGCGGAGGGGUGGGGGGGGAGAGAGGAGCGCAGAGUGAGAGAGUGCAGGACGCUCCAGGAGGCAGGGGGCGGGGGGAGCAGCGCCGCGGCCACCGCCGCCUCCGCCUCCACCGCCCGGGACGAGGGGGUGGGGGACGGGCGAGCCCCGAUGCCGGGGGAGACAGAAGAGCCGAGACCCCCGGAGCAGCAGGACCAGGAAGGGGGAGAGGCGGCGGUGGCCGAGGCGGCUCCAGAGGAGCUCCAACAACAGCCCCUGGAGGCGGAGGCGGUGGCGCCUGCGGGGACCACUAGCAGCCGCGUGCUGAGGGGAGGACGGGACCGGGGCCGGGCCGCUGCGGCGGCCGCCGCCGCCGCUGUGUCCCGUCGGAGGAAGGCCGAGUAUCCCCGCCGGCGGAGGAGCAGCCCCAGCGCCAGGCCCCCGGACGCCACGGGGCUGCAGUCCCAGGCCGCGAAGCCCGCGUCUCCAGCUCAGGGCAAGAAGAGUCCGCGACUCGUAUGUAUAGAAAAAGUAACAACAGACAAAGAUCCCAAGGAAGAGAAAAAGGAAGAAGACGAUUCUACCCUCCCUCAGGAAGUUUGCAUUGCUACAACUAGGCCUAGCCGGGGCUGGCGCAGUAGCAGCAGGACAUCUAUCUCUCGGCAUCGUGACACAGAGAACACCCGAAGCUCUAGGUCCAAGACUGGUUCAUUGCAGCUCAUCUGCAAGUCAGAACCAAAUACAGAUCAGCUUGAUUAUGAAGUUGCAGAAGAGCAUCAAUCUCCAGGUGGCAUCAGUGAGGAGGAAGAAGAAGAAGAAGAGAUGUUAAUCAGUGAAGAGGAAAUACCGUUCAAGGAUGACCCAAGAGAUGAGACCUAUAAGCCCCACUUAGAAAGGGAAACCCCAAAGCCACGGAGAAAAUCAGGAAAAGUGAAAGAGGAGAAAGAGAAGAAAGAAAUUAAAGUGGAAGUAGAGGUAGAGGUGAAAGAAGAAGAGAAUGAAAUUAGGGAAGACGAGGAACCUCCUAGAAAGAGAGGAAGAAGACGAAAAGAUGACAAAAGUCCACGAUUACCCAAAAGGAGGAAAAAACCUCCAAUCCAGUAUGUGCGUUGUGAGAUGGAAGGAUGUGGAACUGUUCUUGCUCACCCUCGCUAUUUACAGCACCACAUUAAAUAUCAGCAUUUGCUGAAGAAGAAAUACGUAUGCCCUCAUCCCUCCUGCGGGCGACUCUUCAGGCUCCAGAAGCAACUUCUGCGACAUGCCAAACAUCAUACAGAUCAAAGGGAUUAUAUCUGUGAAUACUGUGCUCGGGCCUUCAAGAGUUCCCACAAUCUGGCAGUGCACCGGAUGAUCCAUACGGGCGAGAAGCCAUUACAAUGUGAGAUCUGUGGAUUCACUUGUCGGCAAAAGGCAUCUCUUAAUUGGCACAUGAAGAAACAUGAUGCAGACUCCUUCUACCAGUUCUCUUGCAAUAUCUGUGGCAAAAAAUUUGAGAAGAAGGACAGCGUAGUGGCACACAAAGCAAAAAGCCACCCUGAGGUGCUGAUUGCCGAAGCUCUGGCUGCUAAUGCAGGCGCCCUCAUCACCAGCACGGAUAUCUUGGGCACUAACCCAGAGUCUCUGACACAACCUGCAGAUGGUCAGGGUCUUCCUCUUCUUCCUGAGCCCUUGGGAAACUCCACCUCUGGAGAGUGCCUCCUGCUAGAGGCCGAAGGGAUGUCAAAAUCAUACUGUAGUGGGACGGAACGGGUGAGCCUGAUGGCUGAUGGGAAGAUCUUUGUGGGAAGCGGCAGCAGUGGGGGCACUGAAGGGCUGGUCAUGAACUCGGAUAUACUCGGUGCUACCACAGAGGUUCUGAUUGAAGAUUCAGACUCUACUGGACCUUAGAAGGGAAGACUUUAGGCACUGGGACAGCUCAGACUUUGUAUUUAAAAGAUAAAAAGGACAAAAAAAAAUUUAAAGCAUUUAAGAUCUAGUAAAAUAACUGAAGGGCCUGCUCUUUCCAAUGUGGAUCACAGCACACACACAUAUAUCUACUCUCUCUCCUCCUCCUGUCCCCUUUAUAAAAUUGAUGUUGCCUUUACCAGAAAGGUAGACAAAAAAUACAAAGCUCUUAAAGCGAGGGUUAUCCUUAUGCUCGGUUCCAGCCAGGCAAACUUUCUGCUGAUUAGCAGAUUCCCUUUCCCAACCUGUAAAUCUUACACGUUCUGGAUCAGCUUUUAACUCUUAGUAAUAUAUACUGUCCUAUAAUUCCCUUCUCCUCCUUUACUGCUGCCCUAUGGUCUGGCUUCUACCCACUGCAGCACACUUACUCUCAAAGUAUCAUAUAAUUCUAAUCUCUGGAGGCUAGCAGCUUGACUUGGCACUUUAGGGCCCCUUAGCAGGGUGAGCUGUUAAAACAGCACACAUCUCUCACCCCCUUUUCCUCCGUUCCUCACCUGGUUUCAGAAAGGAAGGAUACAUACAUGGGGACCACUUUGACCCCACCACCUCAGUCCUCCUCCCAACACCUUUAUAUGGCUCUCAGUGGUGCUCACUUGCUUGGAAGCAGGCUCCCAACAGGGAGGGGACUGCCCUUUACAUGGUCCCUUUGACCAUAGUACAGGGCUGCAUAUCAGUGAGACAGAAAAGUCCCAGUUUAAUGGCAGAAAUUUGCACUUUGAACAUGUGUGUUUUUGUGUUGUGGAACCUGAGAUUUUUUUUUAUUUAUUAACGGAAAGUCUGAUUUUUUUUUCUUUUUUUUUGUCUUUGUUGCUAUAUUUUUUGGGGCUGGGAGAGAUUACAUUAUUCUGACAUGGGGUCCUUUCCAUAAGAGGUACUUUUGAAGGCAAGAUAAAAGGUUGAAGAAGCACAGCCAGCCUCUAAAAUCAUAGCUCUCCAGUGGCCUUGAAGCUGGUCCUCAGCACUAAAAAAAUCACUACAGUAGCUUAGUGCUUUUUCAGAAGCCUUUUUAGGGGAGAAUGUUAUAUUUGUGGUCAUUAGUGCUCUGUGAGUUUUUAGAACAUUGAGAUUUAGGAAUUUUGAGGGGAUGAGGAAGGUUGUUCAGGGUCUGAAUUACAGAUACGAGAUUUUCUCUUGUGAAUUUGUUUUUGUUUUUAUUUUGUCCCCAUCAUUUCUUUACACAUACCUCCCUCUUGGCCCAACUCUGGCCCCUUGCUUUGUUUUUGUUUUUGAUUUGCUUUAUCAUAGGUUCAUUCCAGCUCCCGAUUAGUGAAGGACACUGCCAUUAUUGAAGGAAUAGUCUAGGAGCUGUACAAUUUUAAGUCAAAGAAAAUGCUCUUGUUUUGUUUCCUAAAUUUAGUAACACUUCAGAAGAAAAAAGGCUUCAAUAGACAAAAUUAAUGUAAUAAUAGCUUUGGCUUCCACCUGAAAUCCUGGGAAUUACCACUUCCCUUGAAAUAGGGAUUUUCAUGGGAUGGAUUGCUUAUUACUGUGUAUACGUUCGUAACUCCCAGAAGACAAAAACCUAUUUGGGCUCAUUUUUAGGGAAUUAAAAGGGCAAUUUCUGUCCUGUGUACCUCAGAAGUUGGAAUUCAAGGCUUGCCCUAUGCAUUGUUUGUCAGAAAUGUGUGAUGGCUGUUGGAAAGAAUGAAGUUUUGCUGAGAACAAAAGGAACAGCUUGUUUUUCACAAACACUAAAACUACAAAGUUUAUCAAUUUUCUCUCUUGAUUUUUUUUCCCCAAGAAGAGGGUAACAAAAUGUCAUUUCUGAAAGAGGCUUACUUGACACCCACUAGUGUCCAUGACUGGGAUACCAGGGAGUGGGGAGUGAGACACCUACAGUGCACAGUCUUAAAUGCACUAUUGUUUCUCUUCAGCAUGUGGCCGCAUUGCCAUCCCUCCAGUGGGGGUAGAAAGUGGAAUAAGGAUAGAAGGGAUGUAGAAUGUGCUUUCCUGCCCACAGUAAGGAUUUGGAAUUGACUUUGGUAUGUUGAUUAGAUAUGAAAAUAUAUAUGACUGACUGGGUGGGUCUACAACAAAGUUGUUCUCCCCUUACCACCCUCCCCCAUAGAAGUCUAUUUUGUACUGUUUCACUAGCUAACAUCCAUUCCCCAUAUUUACCUUUAUCUUUGUUACAUUUAUUUUACCCUUUGUGUCCAUAAAUUACAUCUUUGGUAGUUAGUAAUGAGAUAUUUUAGCCAUGUACAUGAAAGCAAACUGCAUUAAAAAAAAUCUUUAUGAGAUAGAGGUAAAUAUGUUCUCACACUCCUCUCCCUGUCAGAGUUCUAAUAAUUGAAACUAUCUGUUCUUUCUCCCUUUGUUGUCCUUUUCAUAGCUACCAUUUGCCUAUAAUAUGCUUCAAUAAAUUAUUAUAGCAGUUUGCAAUAAACUUUUAAGUAUUUUUCAUGGACUUUAUCUUUUUCCUUUUGAGAUGAGGAUGCUAGCAUAGGAAAGAAUUGGUGUAUGUACUGGGCCCUCUUCCCUUUUUCUUUUCUGCUCCUCAUGCUGUUUACUUUGUUGUCCUUCCAAGGAGCUCUUUGAAUCUUAAAAUUCUGCAUUUCCUACUUCUAGUCAAUUCUGUUAUCUUUUCCCCCCACUGCAUAUUCUCCAUCUUGAAUUGGCAAUUCUAGAUUCUGAAAAUGUAGUUGAGAUACAAGCAUUAUUUCUGUGCUUCCCCCUUGUUUGAUUGCCCAGGAUUAUUUUCCAUAAUUGAGACCUAAUAAGCUUCAGAAAGUUUAGAUAAACACUGGCCAGGAUUACUGGGAGUAAAAAAUAUAUAUAUUAAGGUAUGGAAAGGCAUCCACAUAGAGCACUUGAACCUCCUUUGUACUUGUUUGGAGAAAAAAAUAUAAAAGAGUGUAUUAAAUCUGAGGUUAUUACAGUCUGGUUGUUUGAAAUUCCAUUUUUCUCUCCUGUCUUUUUCCCACUUUCCAAUGUACUCAAGAAGAUUAAAAAAUUGUAAUGGAUCAAUUUAAAAUAUUUUUAUUUCCUUAAAGCCUUUUUGCCUAUUGUAAUGUGCAGGACCCUUCUCCUUUUAUGGGAGAGACAGGUAGUUACCUGAAUCUAGGUUGAAAAAGUUAUGUAAAAAGAAAUUAUAAUAAAAGGGAUAAUCUGCUUUUCAAA
Messenger RNA from Myotis lucifugus (little brown bat), 5056 nucleotides. It is a transcript of the gene ZFP91, whose product is annotated as ZFP91 zinc finger protein. Gene Ontology annotation, biological process: regulation of transcription by RNA polymerase II. The record is from RefSeq and is a predicted model, not a curated record. The transcript has 11 exons. Bases 164 to 1879 code for a protein of 571 amino acids. Gene Ontology annotation, cellular component: nucleus. NCBI's taxonomy places the organism in Eukaryota, Metazoa, Chordata, Mammalia, Chiroptera, Vespertilionidae.